This is a messenger RNA of Diaporthe batatas, 2106 nucleotides long. RefSeq lists its product as uncharacterized. The coding region runs from base 300 to 1910 and encodes 536 amino acids. The record is from RefSeq and is a predicted model, not a curated record. NCBI's taxonomy places the organism in Eukaryota, Fungi, Ascomycota, Sordariomycetes, Diaporthales, Diaporthaceae. The transcript has 5 exons. Gene Ontology annotation, molecular function: oxidoreductase activity, acting on paired donors, with incorporation or reduction of molecular oxygen; iron ion binding; heme binding.
CCGAAGCCCGCUGUGCGGCAUUGCGCCCGCGGCUUUAUUCCGAAUGAGGAAUCUCGUGGCACCAAACCAGUAGGAGGUCGCUGUCGGCCCGGCCAGCUUGGGGGCCCCCGGCUUGACUGGAGGCUAGCAGCUCGGCCUUACAGUAGGCUGCCGCGGGUUAGAAGGUUCAUGAUCCUGGGGAAGCGGGUGCUCGAGCUUGUGGCUUGUAAGCCAGCUCUGGCCCGCGUCCAGCCGAGCCGCUGCAGUCUUGGAUCUUGAUCUGGCGGCAGGUCUUGGGCCAGUAGAGGUGGGCGACGGCCAUGUUAACAAAGGCCAACAUGGCUGACUUCUCACUCUCCCACAUCACCAUGUGGCUCGGCAUAUUAGCCGGUGCCGGCAUACUCUACACAACAUGCAUCGUCGUUUACCGCCUCUACUUCCACCCGCUGGCCAAACACCCAGGCCCAUUCCUCGCCAAGAUCACCGACGCCUACAUGCUAUGGCACAGCUACAAGGGCGACAGGCACCUGGAGCUGUGGCGCAUGCACCAGAGGUACGGGCGGGUUGUGCGCUGGGGGCCCGACUCCCUCUCGUUCAACUCGUCGACGGCGCUCAAGGAGCUCUACGGCUUCCGCAGCAACGCGCGCAAGUCCGCCUUCUACGACGCGUUCGUCCACCCGGCGCCAAACACGCACAACUGCCGCGACAAGGAGCUGCACGCCCGCAAGCGGAGGGUCAUGGCCCACGCCUUCAGCGACGGUGCCAUCAAGGAGAUGGAGAGGUAUAUCCUCGCCAACAUCCGCACGUUUUGCGAGCAGAUCGGCAGCCAGGCCGGCGGCAGCAGCACGGAUGCCAAGGGCUGGACCACGGCGAGGUGCAUGUCGGACUGGUUCGGAUACCUGGCCAUGGAUAUCCUCGGCGACCUGUGCUUCGGCAAGGCCUUCCACAUGCUCGAGAGGCCGGACAACCGGUUUGCCAUUGAGCUCGUGGGCACGGCAGCUCACCGGCACCUGAUUUGCGGCACAAUGCCCAUCCUCAACACCUUCUCCCUCGACCGCCUCCUCUUCCCCAACAUCGCCGCCGGGCGCGCCAGGUACAUGGCCUACUCGCGGGGCCAGCUGACGGAGCGCACCAAGCUGGGCGACGAGACGGACCGCCGCGACUUCUUCUACCACCUCCUCAAGGCGCGCGACCCGGAGACGGGCCAGGGCUUCACCACGCCCGAGCUGUGGGGCGAGUCGAACCUGCUCAUCAUCGCCGGCAGCGACACCACGUCGACCGCCCUGGCCGCCACCCUCUUCUACCUGACCCGCAACACGCACGCCCUCGGGAAGCUGCAGGACGAGGUGCGGUCGCGCUUCGCCGACGUCGAGGACAUCCGCCAGGGGCCCCUGCUGAACUCGUGUGCUUACCUGCGCGCCUGCGUCGACGAGGCCAUGAGGAUGAGCCCGUCGGUCGGCGGGCUGCUGCCCCGUGAGAUCCUGGCUGGCGGCAUGACCGUCGACGGCGUGUUCGUCCCGGCUGGUACUGUGGUCGGCGUGCCGCACUAUACCAUCCACCACAAUGCCGAGUAUUACCCCAGCCCCUUCACGUACGCCCCUGAGAGGUGGAUCGCCGGGUCGAAGCUGGAGUUUGGGAAUGUGGUCGGCGAGUCGGACACGGCGGUGGCGCAGAGCGCAUUCUGCCCGUUCAGCAUUGGACCCCGUGGGUGCAUCGGCAAGGGGCUGGCAUAUGUCGAGAUGAUGACAGCGCUGGCGAGGACCGUGUUCUUGUAUGACAUGAGGAGGUCGGUGGGUGUUGUUGACACGGCCGAGGGGCAGAAGGGAAGGGAGUGGGGGAGGGAUCGACCGGACGAGAUGCAACUGAUCGACACGUUUACGAGCUGGAAGGAGGGCGUCAUGGUUGAUUUCAGGAAGAGGGACGGCAUCUAAUCAGCUGCCGCCUCCGGCAAGACCGAGUCGCAGAAGAUUGGGUUCCUCCCAAGGUCGCCAUGAUCAGGCGAUAUGAGAAUGAAACAAGGCGAGGUAGCUUUUGCAUGGGACAUUGAUAGCGUAGUGUCUUUGUUUGUCGGGCAAUAUGUCAGUGAAUAGAAUGAAAACAACCUCUCUCUCAGAAGGUUGGCGAUGA